Messenger RNA from Colletotrichum phormii, 1980 nucleotides. RefSeq lists its product as uncharacterized. Gene Ontology annotation, molecular function: transmembrane transporter activity. Bases 1 to 1524 code for a protein of 507 amino acids. The transcript has 4 exons. NCBI's taxonomy places the organism in Eukaryota, Fungi, Ascomycota, Sordariomycetes, Glomerellales, Glomerellaceae. Gene Ontology annotation, biological process: transmembrane transport. The record is from RefSeq and is a predicted model, not a curated record. Gene Ontology annotation, cellular component: membrane.
AUGAAGCUGGUCAACGCAACGGCAAUACCGCUGGCGCAACUCUCGGCUUCUACGUCAAUAAUAUCGCAGUCGUCGAACCAGACUACUGUUGUUCCUGACCCUGGUCAACAUGGCGACCUUUCGAAGGGUAAAACCCUGGUUGUCAUCUCAUCAGUGACCUGUAUUACAGGCAUUAGCUCCCUUCUGGCCGGCAUAGUCACUGUUUGCAUUCCAGCUAUGGCUCGAGAUGUUAAGCUUGAUGGCAAUCUUCUAUUGUGGCCUGCUUCUGUCUACGCCCUGACCUGUGGAUGCACACUCCUGCUGUCAGGUGCCAUGGCCGACCUCUACGGUGCUCGAACCCUCUACCUCAUGGGAUGUUUUUUGCAAUCAGUUUUCACUCUUGCCUGUGGGUUGGCAAACACGGGAAUCCAGCUCAUCAUGUUUCGUGCUUUUGCCGGAAUUGCCAUCUCAAUGUGUCUCCCCUCUGCCGUAAGUAUCAUCACGCACGCGUUCCCCACAGGCAAGAGAAGGAACAUUGCCUUUGCGUCCAUGGGCGGAGGUCAACCUAUUGGGUUCUCUGUUGGCCUCAGUGUUGGUGGUGUGUUCACAGACACGAUUGGUUGGAGAUGGGGAUUCCACAUUGCUGCAAUCAUCAACACAGUCAUCUUCCUGAUUGCGCUGAAGUGGCUGCCCAGCAUCGGCAAGAGAGAUCCGGUCACUUGGCACCGUGCCUUCCUCUCAAUGGUCUCUUAUGUGCUUGCUGCGAUCACCGACAGCACCCGGGACAUUAAGAAACCAGAAAACAUCGCUCUGCUCGCCAUCUCUGGUGUGCUGAUAGGCGCAUUCGUUGCUUGGGUCGAGAGACAGGAGCGCCUGGGCAAACCAGCCAUUAUUCCAAACUCGCUCUGGAAGAACCGCAGCUUCACCUGCAUCUGCACCAGCGUCUUCAUGGUAUGUGGCGCCUUCAACGCGACCGAGCAGCUCAGCUCCUUUUACUUCCAGUAUGUCCAGCGACUCUCCGCAAUCGACACGUCGGUGCGCUUCCUGCCGGCCCCCGUUGGCGGAGUCCUGGCCAACAUCGUCGCCGGUUUCGUGGUACACCGCGUCCGGGCAGACCUAUCGAUCCUCAUCGCCGUCGCCCUGGCGUGUUUGUCGCCGCUAUUGAUGGCGAUCUCCGACCCCGCGUGGUCCUAUUGGAUCUGCAUCUUCUGGGCAAUGUUUAUGAAGGCUAUUGGCGCUGACACGUUGUUCACAAUCUCUAAUCUGCUGAUCACAUCGCUGUUUCCGGCGAAGAAGCAGGCCGUGGCCGAAGGUGUAUAUAACGCCAUUGCCCAAAUCGGCAAAAGCGUAGGGCUGGCUUCAUCGGGCGCCAUAGCGAGUGCCGUGACCGCCCGGUCGAACUUCGCAAACAAGGAGGGCCCGAUGGCGUUGUUGGAGGGUUACCGGGCGUCGUUCUGGUACUGCUUCGCGCUGUACGGUGCAACCUUGUUGGUGACAGUUUGGGGUCUUAGAAAGAUCGGCAAAGUGGGUGUCAAAAAGGAGUAAAUAGGAAACCGAGAAAAGCGAAUUGAGGGAACUACCGGGGCAGCGGGGUAACGGGACGAUGAGUAACUCUCCCCGUUCCUCCACAGCAGAAGCUUCUCGCUUUGCGAGAUGGGCAACAGAGUUUCGAGUGACGCAGCGGAAACUCUACUUGGCAGCGGACUUUUCUUGCCAAGAGAUGCCAUCUUAAUGCUUACCGAAGUAUGAAGAAGAAACCACGUCGCCGCUGCAGAAAGGGGUUCUGGACUUCCGCUCUAGUCGAAGCUUAUGCGGCGGGGAGCUUUCUAGGAAUGUCUCGGUCGCUCGGGAGGGACGAUCUGCGUCGCACAGCGCGCUGGCUGCGAGUCGACCUGCAAUGCAAGGCCUGACUCAGCGGUCUGAUAUUUCCGCCGAUUGCAGGACCCCGAGACCCGAGAAUGUGGGAAAGGAUCAAAAAGGGGGUGAAUCACAACAGUUGAG